AUGUCUUCUAAUUACUUGUGUGUAAAAAUUGCUGAAUAUUUGUCUGGUUUAAAAACUGAGCAUAUCAUGGUGGCCACGCUUAUUUACCAAGAGUUUGAAAAGAACUCAUGGAUUUGCAAGAAUGAACUGAGGGGUAUUGUGAAUAGAGCAGUUAAUUUGGUAAAAAGAUCAACUACUAUAGAUUUUGAACAUAGUGAAAGACUUAUUCAGAUUAUAUCACAGGAGGAUAAUAAAUUUUAUGAACUAAUAUAUGUAGAAUAUUCUCAAAUUGUUCAUACUAAGCAAAAGAAAGAUGAUGUUAAAGUGAAGUUAUGGUGCGAAGCUAAUGAUGAGAUGUUCUGGGCACAUAAAAGUCACAGAUUGGAAAAAUGA
This is a messenger RNA of Dentiscutata heterogama, 372 nucleotides long. NCBI's taxonomy places the organism in Eukaryota, Fungi, Glomeromycota, Glomeromycetes, Diversisporales, Gigasporaceae. The record is from the annotation of a GenBank genome assembly.